AUGUUUCCGGUGAACCAACCGCCGCCUCAUUGGAAGAAAGUCCCAGAGUUGUUUCCCCUCGCGCCGGAGGAGCAGAUCAAGCUGCCGACGGGUGAACCGAAGUCUUUACCGAAACUACAGGCCAGUUUCGAGGUUGAGUCGGUCGAGGAGAAGGAGAAGCGGUUGGAGAAGUUGGAUGAGAUUCGGAAGACCUUUGAAUAUGCGUGGAAUGGGUACAAGUCCUCCGCGAUGGGGAAGGAUGAGCUCAAGCCUCUGCGCGGUGGGUACAAGGAUACGUUCAAUGGCUGGGGAGCUACCGUGGUGGAUGCGCUGGAUACGCUUUGGGUGAUGGGUUUGGAGGAGGAGUUUGCGCUUGCAGUUGAGCAUGUCAAGAGCAUUGACUUUACGACGAGUGAGAGGCCGGAGAUCCCCGUUUUCGAGACGGUCAUUCGUUAUAUGGGUGGAUUGUUGGGUGCUUAUGACAUCUCGGGUAAGAAGUAUCCCGUGCUUCUGGAAAAGGCUGUUCAGCUUGCGGAAAUUGUGAUGGGGGCUUUUGACACGCCUAAUCGCAUGCCGACUUUGUUUUACAAGUGGACGCCAGACCAGGCAUCAAGAGUUCACCAUGCGAGCCGUCGAGCUGUUCUGGCAGAGAUUGGCUCGCUUUCAAUGGAAUUUACACGACUUGCGCAGUUGACCAAGGAUGAUAAGUACUACGACGCCAUUACACGUAUCACCAAUGAGCUGGAAAGGGUUCAGUCUUCCAGCAAGCUUCCCGGUCUGUGGCCUACCAAGCUGGACGCCACUGGAUGCGAAAAGCCUAUACCUUCACCUGCUGUUGUGCGCGAUAUUCCGUCCCCGUCCAACUCAUCGUCGUCUCCCGUGUCCACACCCAGUGCAAGACCAGUUCCAACGGAUAUUGAGAGCUAUAAGAAUUAUUUCAAGCGACGCGACGAGAGUGGCCUUGCGCAAGAUGCACAGCCUGCCAAUUAUGAACAGCUAAUCAAGGAAAAGAAUCCCGAGGCCCAUAUUGUUCCCGCAGACAGCGACUGCAAGGGUGCUCUGAUAACUCAGAACUCUUACAAGGAUGCUUUUGGCUUGGGGGCAGAGGCGGACUCAACGUAUGAGUAUCUGCCCAAGGAAUACAUGCUUCUGGGUGGUCUGAACGAUCAAUACAAAUCCAUGUACGAGAAAGCGAUGGACGCCGCUCGCGAGCACCUUCUCUUCCAGCCCAUGGUGAAACAUGGCCGUGAUAUCCGUUUCUUGGCCACUCUCGACCUAAGGAAGCCGCUUUCAGAGCUGCAGCCCAAUCGGGUACCCACUAGGUACGAAGCGACGCAUUUGACCUGCUAUGCUGGUGGCAUGUUUGCGGUGGGUUCCAAGUUGUUUGGCAUUGAUGGUGAUAUGGACAUCGCCGCUAAGCUGACGGACGGGUGUGUGUGGGCGUACGAAUCUACAUACACCGGCAUCAUGCCUGAAACCUUCCUGGUGGUACCCUGUAAGAAGGGUGAACCAUGCACAUGGGAUGAGAUCCGUUACAAGGAUGCCCUGGAUCCUUGGCGAGAGGAACGUUUGGUUGCGAUGCAAAAGAUGAAGGAGCAAGUCACCGAAGUCAGAGAAUCUCAGGAGGAUGCGCGUGAUGCAUCGCAGACCGCCGAAACGCCAGUACCAACAACUCCCAAGGUAAAAGCCACACGCCGGAGUCUCCUUUCAUCAUUACCUGGGGAUCCUGCUGCCGCGCUGGCUGAUGACUACGUCAAGGCCCGGAUCAGGGAAGAAAGACUGCCACCUGGGAUUGUCCGCAUGACUGACCGACGCUAUCUGCUGCGACCUGAGGCAAUUGAGUCCGUCUUCAUCAUGUACCGUCUCACGGGCGACAAUUACUGGCGUGAGAAGGGAUGGAGGAUGUUCGAGGGUAUCGCCAAGCACACACGCACCAAUUUUGCCCAUUCGGCCAUUGAGGAUGUCACUUCGAUGCAACCGGAGUUCCAGGACUCAAUGGAGUCGUUCUGGCUUUCGGAGACGCUCAAGUACUUCUAUCUGCUUUUUAGCGAUCCGAGUGUCGUUAGUCUUGACGAAUAUGUCCUGUGA
Messenger RNA from Aspergillus glaucus CBS 516.65, 2067 nucleotides. Its product is annotated as class I alpha-mannosidase 1A. NCBI's taxonomy places the organism in Eukaryota, Fungi, Ascomycota, Eurotiomycetes, Eurotiales, Aspergillaceae. Gene Ontology annotation, biological process: carbohydrate metabolic process; N-glycan processing. The record is from RefSeq and is a predicted model, not a curated record. Gene Ontology annotation, molecular function: calcium ion binding; mannosyl-oligosaccharide 1,2-alpha-mannosidase activity. Bases 1 to 2067 code for a protein of 688 amino acids. The transcript has 2 exons. Gene Ontology annotation, cellular component: endoplasmic reticulum; Golgi membrane.